CCGGUAGCUCAGAGCCCGGAUGGAGCAGCCAUUGGGGAAGUGUGCGGGGCUUUAACGUAACCGAGGAGGACUCUCUCUGUGGAAUAAAAAAAAAGAGACUAAGUAAAAGCCGAACGGAGACGUACAUUUACAAAGAUCCACCGGGAGCCACACGGUGAUACGCACUUAAGCUCGGAAAAAACUAAACUCGGAUCGGAAACCUUUGGGAUACACAAUCCGUCUGACUUGAACUGUGGAAGUUGGGAGAAUACUCAGCUGAGCCUGCGCUACAACUACUAGCCAUAAGCUAAGCGGCGCUGUUAGCCCCGAAGCUAACUCAAACUGAGCUGUGAACUUGCUUCCAAAUCACGGGGGUUGAAAUUUAGUCACAGGCUCGGGCUCCGUGAGAAAUCCAGGGACUUGCUUAAUGAAUUAUGUCUACCACAAGCAUUGACCCUCAGAGACCAAAGGGACAAGUGUCUAAAGUGCAAAAUGGUUCGCUGCAUCAGAAGGAGACUGUCCAUGACAAUGACUUUGAGCCAUACCUUCCUGGUCAAUCUACUCAGAACAACAGCUACCAGUCCAUCACCGAUCCCUACAUGUCUAGCUACUAUGCUCCCUCCAUUGGAUUUCCUUACCCGCUGAGUGAGGCUCCUUGGUCCACAGGUGGAGACCCCCCGAUUCCUUACCUCACUCCCUAUGGACCUCUGAGCAAUGGAGACCAUCACUUCAUGCCGGACACCGUGUUCGGCCAGCCAGGAGGACUGGGAAGCAGUAUCUACCCCCACAGGUUUAACUUUUUUCCUGAAAACCCUGCUUUUUCUGCCUGGGGCACAAGUGGCUCCCAGGGCCAGCAGACUCAAAGUUCAGCUUAUGGUGGCAGCUAUAGCUAUCCUCCCAGCUCCCUGGGGGGCACUCUGGUGCCUGAUGGUCAGACAGGGUUUCACAGUGACACCCUGAACAAAGCUCCUGGUAUGAACAGCCUAGAACAAGGGAUGGUUGGUUUGAAGAUUGGAGGGGAUGUUACUGGUCAGGGGUCAGGAGUUAAGGCAGUGGGAUCUGUGAUCGGUGGACCUGCAGUGGCAGCCACAGGGAAUGGAGCCACGCCUAUAGGGAUGCCUCCACCUAAACCCACCAGCUGGGCUGCCAUUGCCAGCAAGCCUGCCAAACCUCAGCAGUUGAAAUCAAAGGUGAAGCCAGGAAUGCCCAAUCCAGGGGGGGCUCUUCCCCCACCGCCCAUUAAACACAACAUGAAUAUCGGUACCUGGGACAAGGGCCCAGUCACUAAAGUAGCCCCAGCCGCACUGCAGCAGCAACAACAACCUCUAGGGCUGCCUCAUGGCAUGGCACCUCAAGGACCCAUGCAGCAAGGACCCAUGCAGCCCCCUCCCCAAUCAUUAGUGCAGCCCCAAAUGCAGCCUAUGGCCUUACAGCCUCCACACCACCAGCACCAUCAGCCACCGCCUCAGCCCUACCAAAACCAUACCCAGCCACCUCAACCCCAGACCCGCUGGAUAGCGCCACGCAACCGUAACCAAGGCUACGGGCAGGGUGGGCUUGGCCAGGAUGGGAGUGGCAUGAUGGGAGUUGUUGGUGGUGGGAACAACGGCCCCCAAACAUCUGCGAGUCAGGGACCUGGUGGAGAAUCCCACCCUGUGCUGGAAAAGCUGCGUGCCUCCCAUAGCUACAACCCCAAGGACUUUGACUGGAACCUGAAGAAUGGCCGUGUUUUCAUUAUAAAGAGCUACUCUGAGGAUGAUAUUCAUCGCUCCAUCAAGUAUUCCAUCUGGUGCAGCACGGAGCAUGGCAACAAGCGGCUGGACUCAGCCUUCCGUGCAAUGAAUGGUAAAGGCCCGGUGUACCUCCUGUUCAGUGUCAAUGGCAGUGGUCAUUUCUGUGGUGUGGCAGAAAUGCGCUCGCCAGUGGACUACGGGACCAGCGCUGGCGUCUGGGCACAGGACAAGUGGAAGGGCAAGUUCGACGUGGACUGGUUGUUUGUUAAGGACGUGCCUAACAGCCAGCUGCGCCACAUUCGUCUGGAGAACAACGAUAACAAGCCGGUGACCAACUCCCGUGAUACCCAGGAGGUUCCUCUGGAGAAGGCCAAGCAGGUGCUGAAAAUCAUCGCCACCUACAAACACACCACCUCCAUUUUUGAUGAUUUUUCUCAUUAUGAGAAAAGGCAGGAAGAGGAAGAGGAGGUGCGCAAGACUUUUGAACCUGCUCAGAUACAGAGCCGCUCUCGAUUGGAUCAGGAGCGCCAAAACAGGAAUAAACAAUAGAGGACAUUUAUCCCUGGCUUGAUCAUUUACAUUAGGACUUGAUUUAAAGACAGAAGAAUAUGAAAUGCAACCAAGCCCCUCAUUUCUAUUUUCUAUUUAAUCCUGGUGAACUUUUUUUUUUUUUUUUGGUUAUCAGUUUUAUUUUUUUAUUUUUAUUUUUUUUGCCCUACCUACCACCAAUACUUGUGCAACAAUAAGCUGAUUAAAUGUUCCCUUGCAACCACCAUGCUCUAAUUUUUUAAAACAUAAUUUUUCUUCCUGUUCCAUCGUGUUCUUUUUAUUUUUUUCUUACCUGAUGGGUUUUUCUCUCUUGCUCCCGCCCCCUCCCUCCUCUCUCCAAAUGAAUCAGGGUUUGACUGCCACUUUAUAUUUCAGUACAAUCAGGAACAGAUGUGUCAUGCCCCUCCGUGUCCAUUUGGGGGCAGCAUUGCCAUGCUUUAUAGGUUUAUCUGUGCCAACAGGGUUGAAGGAUCCUACAGGCAAUGUUGGACUUGGAACUGGGAUAAUAAAGCUUCAGUUGUUUAACUAUUUUUCAUUCAGAUCAACAAAAUCUCUAUUUUUUGGCUUACUACUGACAAUUUUCAUUUCAGAAACUUUUUUCUGGAGCCUUACUUUGUUUUUAAAUUAUCAGUGACUUCUCAAAAGAACUGCUCAAACAGUGACACUGCUGGAGAAAUCAGGGAAAGUGUGAAGUCACACAGGACUUAAGACAUUUCUGAACAGGAAGGGCUUUUGGGGAAGAAACAACGAAUAUGUCCUUCACAACCAAAACUCUCACCAUUUAAAUCAAAAAUUGUACUAAUGACACUUUUACAGCCCUCCUUUUUUCUUUGUUUUUUCUUUUUAUAAAUUCUUUUUGAUGUUUGUCCUCAAAGUGUCCUCUUUGUGUUUAACAACAGAAUCUGCUUGUCUACAAAACCUAAGCAAUUUGUCAAAUCCCCCACCUUCAAUUGCUUUGUUAGAAUUACAUAAUGAUGUAACUGCUCAGUUUAACUAAUUGUUGCUCUCGUAUUUUUGUUACACAAAGUAGGGGGAGGGAGGGUUUAAAUAUGUCCAUUCACCGUCAUUCUGUCUUAAUCCUGUUUUUUUUUUUUUUCCUAAAAUUUGGUUUUUGCUAAUUCUUUCAUGUUGGUCGUAAUGCUAAGCUUUAGGAGUCUAUAGGAGUCUAUAUAUUCACGGAGAAAGCCUAAAAAUGUAUAACCUAAAAAAUAAUGUAACUGAUUUACUAUCAACUAAGAAAAAAAUAAGAAUGAAAUGUGGUUUCUGUGUGAUUUUUGGUUAUUUCAAAUAUUUUUUUUAGUCUGGAUCUACUGAUCUUGAUAAAGAAAGGUCUGAGCUAUGAGAAAAGAAAAAAAAAUCCUUGAGAAAACUACAAUUAUUAAGAUGUGUGUGCCGAUGCAUGGCAAGCUGAAAUACAGUAAGUCUGCUGAAGAUAUCUGAAGAGAAUGUCCUCCAUGUGGCUUGCCCCUGAAGGUGACAGUGCUGUUUACUAGUUUUAAAAAAUAAAAAGGUAUGGACCUCUUUUUACCCCUUCUUUAGCACAUUCAUAGUAAGAACACAGCAUUUAAGAAAAUCAAAUUUCUUCCCUUUGAUCAUGUUGUGAUGUAGGUGUUUUUGGCUUUCAAGGUUACCGUGGUGCGGAGCGAACAGAUCUGCUGCUGCUUUUAUUUGACAAACUCAUUUUUGUCUUUUUUUCAAUCUGAUGUAGCCUCAAAUGAACUAGAAUCCCGCUUUAAAAAUUCUAUUGAAAAAUGUUCUUUAAUUAUUCAAGAUGAAAUGAGUAAUGUUGUCACCUGUGUUAUUAUUGUGGCCAGAAGUUUAUGUUUGUGUUUUCAGGUUAUAGUUGAUGAUGUAUAUUCUUUGAUUUGUUUUGAUUUUUUUUCACUUUGCCCUAUUAACAUUGAAAUGGCCCGAGCAAUGCACUUUACAGAAGUCUCUGGAGUAUGAACUGUAAGCUUCAGAGAGGAAGUCAGUUUGUGACACCGCAUUGUCUUCUUACUUGGCCAGUGUAAUCACCCCUCAUAGCCUGUAAUCUUCGUUAUAAUUUUACUUGCACUAACUGAUAGCUAGGUUGAUCGAAGCAAUAUAGGAGACGUGCAAGUUCACCAACUGCACGUAGAAUCGGGCAGAGGUGAGACGCUAAAGGAUGUCACAGGAAUGCUUUAUUGCCUCUGAGGGUUGGUAGCUGGCUGGGAUUAAAGUACAGAACUUACAUGUACAUUAAGGUUAAUUGCAAGACAUUUGAUGUAAGGGGUUGUCUGGUCAGCCGCAGAUGCCGGCACGGCUGAAGGAUCCAUUAUAUGAAACACUAAACCUCUGAUUAUCUAAAAAGCCACAGCUGUAGUGGACACAACUUGUUCAAAAGGAUCCAUCUUGGUUUUUCUUUGCAAAAGAAGUCAAGCCUUAAUAAACUUAGUUUAGAAAUCA
Cyprinodon tularosa is the source of this 4688-nucleotide messenger RNA. Its product is annotated as YTH domain-containing family protein 1-like. NCBI's taxonomy places the organism in Eukaryota, Metazoa, Chordata, Actinopteri, Cyprinodontiformes, Cyprinodontidae. Bases 414 to 2261 code for a protein of 615 amino acids. The transcript is spliced from 6 exons. Gene Ontology annotation, cellular component: cytoplasm. The record is from RefSeq and is a predicted model, not a curated record. Gene Ontology annotation, biological process: mRNA destabilization. Gene Ontology annotation, molecular function: mRNA binding; N6-methyladenosine-containing RNA reader activity.